Messenger RNA from Apiotrichum porosum, 330 nucleotides. RefSeq lists its product as uncharacterized. The coding region runs from base 1 to 330 and encodes 109 amino acids. The record is from RefSeq and is a predicted model, not a curated record. Lineage: Eukaryota; Fungi; Basidiomycota; Tremellomycetes; Trichosporonales; Trichosporonaceae. The transcript has 2 exons.
AUGAACGCGUCGGCCCCAGCGACGCAACCUUUGAAGAGGGCGAAAAAGGCCUACCAGAACAAGAUGGAUGAGCUCCUUAACCUCCGUAAAGAGGCCAGGAUCAAUGAAGCGAUGGCGACGACCAAGAACGUCGAUGCCCAGAGCAUGGAGUACGGCCAGCAAAUCAAGAAACUCGAGACUGCCACUGAGGGUAUGGGAAAGAUAGUCACGAGGAUCAAGGAAUCCGGCUCGUUCCCCCUUGAAGAAAUCGCGUUCCGGCCUCCCCACCUCCCCGCUUCUCACGGUGCCUCCUAUUACAUGCCCAUGUCCAUCAUCGUCGGGCCUGUGUAG